AGCGAGAAUUUUUAUCGUGUUGGAGGACAAACAAAGUGGAAGAGUUGAACGAAAGUUCUUGCAGAGGACUCCGGCAGAUGAAUGCGCGAGAAAGUCGGAGCGGUUUUUUUUUGACAAACUCGCAAAACAGGAUGAGUUGAGCGUACUUAUUAAGCAUACUUACUGGCCGCGUUUCGCUAAGCUUACCGGUACUAAGACACCAUUUUUAUUGAGAGCGAGACGCGGACACUCAGGGGAAGAAUUUCGUGUUUCUUUCGCGUGUGUCCUUAUGCGCGACGAUUUUCGCCGAAAAAAGUGGAGUUCUGCAGCUGCAAAUAACCGCCAACUCUCGACGUCCGCAGAUAUCAAGGAGUAGACCUGCGAGCAGUCGUGCAUCUUUUUUUAACUCCGCCUGGUGAGUGGCCGCUGCGGUCUCGUUAUUGUGAACUUGUUUUUGCGCAGCCGCUACUUACUCCAAGGACCACCAGGACUUCCACUUCGUGCUGUUGAGUGGUUUUUUUCACAACCAUACAUGAAUUGACGUCGCCCCUCUUUCAUCCUGCUCCUCCUGGCUGAGACCGCAUUCAUUGCACAGCAAAGAAUCUACUUUGCGGCGCUUCCGAUUCCACAGUGGAGACCGGUGUGCUGCCUCGUCGCCUAGGUGCAUCUUCUUUCGCAGCGAAGUACUAGCAUCUUGUACGCAGCUGCACGCCUUGAUGCCAGCGUCCUGCUGCACCGUUGGGUAGUGGAGCUGUAGUACUUCUUCUUCUCAGUACGGCACAUAGUACGCAAGCGAACCAGGUGGACCACGUACUGUCUCAGCGGCCUGUUGCACUUCACGCUUCGAAGGAAACUCGCUCUGGGUCGUCCCGGUGCUGGUGCGCGGCUUCUACGAGAGGUCAAUCGGAGCACUGCCGGUCGUCGUAGUUCCUGGUGGCAGGAGUAGUAAGUACCUGCAGUCCUCUGGAGUGCAAGAAGAACCUGCUCGACGCGGCGACUCGAGGAUAUCGCGUGUUGUAGUCAUCAACGACCGGCCAACAUGCAGACGAAAAGGACCUCCAAGGCUUGAUGUCAGCACGACGAAUGAAGGGAAGGAGCAAAUCACCUCCUAGUGAUGAACGUUCCACUACUGCGAAGCAGGGACGAGCAACGACUACCUUGUGACCUUCUCGACCACCGGGACGAGGUUGCUGCGAGCAGACAGUUUUGCUUCAGGCCGCGCCGGCGUCGCUACGUAAGGUGAAGACCCUGCUCGUAGAAGAGUGGUGACCACAAUCCGUUCGCUGUGACGUCGUGGUCCCAUCCCCGCGGUUCUUGUGGUUCUUGAGAGAGCUAGCUAAUAGAUACUUCUCACGACUGCUGGUGUACUUCAAUUGCAGCCGUCGCUUUCGUCUUCGUCUUUGCCUUUUAUCUCCUGUGCUCGCCGCGCGACGUGGUCAACACAACAAGAUGCAGCGCUACAAGGUGUCCAAGAUGCUGGGGGACGGCACUAUCCCCUGCUCAGGUGUUACAAUCUCAAAUCGGUUACAAUGAAAUAUGGAAAUCUGUGAUGCAAGAGGUGCAUUAAUAUCUCUCUGGCCAACUCUCAUAGGAUUCGGAUUGCGCAUGACAAGUUCCGGAGUCGUCCCAAACCGCACUACAGUCUGGCGAAAUUUCUAUUGCAGAAAGUGGAAUGCUGUCCGAGUCUGUCAUGCUCCACCUCAUGCAAUACAAAAUCCAGAUUCUAUUGUAGCGCUUGAGAUUGUGAUGUUUGAGAACGUCAUAGGCACCUUCGGUUGCGUGAUGAAGGCCCGGAACAUAUUCUGAGUAAAAACAUCCUCACCCCAGAGUUGUCAUGCAAAUCUAAAUGCCAAAAAAGUUUCUCAUGCGGAGCGCCAUGAGAGGCAUUUUCUAGUCGUGUUUUGGAAUUUGUGAUGCUAUAGUCAGCAUGAUGUACUAGAUGUGUGAUGCUUCUGAACUAGCUAAACAGGAUCACACUACGUCGAGGACAAACUUGUCAUGCCAAACAACGAAUAAAGCUGGCUGAUUUCUCUAGCAGAUUUCCCAUCUUGACUCUGGUAUGGGGAAGUUUUUAAUCAGGAUAGAACAAGCAGAGCAAUGAGCAGGUGGCCAUCAAGAAGAUGAAGAAGAAAUUAUCAUUUGUAAAAACAUCCCCACCCCAGAGUUGUGAUGCAGAUUUGCAAUGACAGGAACAUUUGUAAUGCGCAUCCCGAUGAGAGGCGUUUCUAGUCGUGUUUUGGAAUUUGUAAUGCUGUAACCAGGAUAAGCAGAUGGAUUUGUGAUGCCUUUGUCCUUGCUAACCUGCACUACACUACGGGCUGCAACUUGUGAUGCGUGAGUCCCACAACUUCUAGGUUUGUGUUGCAAAAUCCCCAGGCUGACUCUGGUGUGGGGACGUUUUUACUCAGGAUAGAAAUUUUACUCCUGGGACGAGUGCAUGAGCCUGCGGGAGAUAAAAUCGCUCAGGAAAUUGGUGCACCCAGGGAUUGUGAAGCUGAAAGAGGUACGAGAUAUUUUUAGUGCUGAAACGUAUGUUAAGAAAAAGCAAGAAAAAUUGACGUGACCUCGCGACAGAAGUGCGAACGAGAUUGAGGACUUGAUGAAGACUCUGGUCGUCGUGGGCUUCCUUAGUAUUACCCGCGAAGCUGUAGGUUCGAUCUGCAUAAGGCAACAUGGAAGUUCUCAAAUGAAGUAUGAACAUAAUGGGUUCUUUGUUUCACCUCCUGAUGGGACGCAUGAUCUAUCUUCAUCUUGAAAUUUUCAAAUGUAAGGUAAUCCGGGAGAAUGACGAAUUGCACCUAGUUAUGCUGCGUAAACACGUACCCGCGCUAGAUUUUCCGUGCAGAUUUGCAAGGCCAAAACGUCGGUUCUCAAAGGGGGGUUACCAUGAUAGGAUUUUUCUACGUCAUGAUCGCAGGCGCGUUUGGAAAUUUGGAACGCUUUAAGCAUAGCAAGGAUCAUGAGUAACAACACCAUUUGUCAUGCGCCUUUGAAACUGUAGCUACACACGACGACGCUAUAGACCCAAAGAACUUCUGGAUUUGUCUACAGCAGAUUCCACACCGACUUCUACUUGACUACGUGCGAGGGUACGGUUUUACACAGGAUGCAGGUUUUUGAGUUCAUGGAGCACAACCUCUACCAAAUGAUGAAGGACAAGGUGAAGGGGUUUAAGGAAAGCCUGAUCCGAUUAUGCAUUGCAAAGCAUAAGUGUGAGUCUCGUCCGGGGUACUGAUCCAGCAAAUUUCUGAUGCUGAAGCUGAUUCGUUGUAGUGAGGUUCAUGAUACGACGAGACGAGUCUGCGCUGCACAAGGGGCAAACGCUGCCCAUUGCUAGACAGGGGACGAUUCUUCGUCAGACAGGAUAUUAUUAGCAUUUUUCAAACAAGCACUCGCAAAGAAACCUGCGUUUAAUAAUUUGCUAGUGAGUCCAUGCAUUCCAGGUCUCGUGAGCAGUGUAACAGACCACGACAAUUUCACGACUGACAGAUAGAGAUACUCUUUGCAGGAGCGCUGUACAAGUAGCGCUGUUCCAGACCCGCGAGACACAUUAUUUGCAGUGGAUAUCGAAACCUUAUGUACCAAACACUCGGCGCCCUCAGCUACAUACACAAGCAUGGGUAGACAAUUUUUGUUUAAAGAUACGGUCGUAGGAUUACUGAUAGUCGUUGUGGCUUUGUAAUUUCCUUGUCAUGCUGGUGCUGCAUGAAACUAAAAGUACUUGUACGCUUUUGCUUCAAGAACGGAACAACAAAAAAAAGAGCAUCAGUGCCAGGACCACGCGUAGCUGUGUCCGUCUUCGUAAAAAAGUGGUUGUUAUUCGUGGGCGAUGUGCCUCGUCAGUAUGCUGAAAUUAUUGGUGCGUUCUUUACUGCUCACUACAUAAAAUCCAAAAAUCCGAAAUAAAGGUAUUUCCAUCGCGAUUUGAAGCCCGAGAAUUUGCUGGUUACCGGAGAGACGGUGAAGCUCGCGGAUUUUGGGCUGGCGAGGGAAAUACGAUCAAGACCACCGUUCACGGACUAUGUGUCGACUAGGUAAAAGGAUUUUUGUUGGCAUACAAUUGUUGUUCUGGAAGAUUGGUCGUGAAGAUCGGCGUUUGUGCACGAGGAAUGAACAGCAUGCUCCAUUGACAUCCAUUUUUCUACUAUUUCUUCUUCGCACGAAAAGCAAAACCCUAUCGAGGGUUGAUGGAAAUAAGUACACUAUAAAUUCCAAAGAAAAUAAUUGGAUUGAUUACUCCUUGUCAGGUGGUACCGCGCCCCAGAGGUGCUCCUGCGGUCACAAACCUACAACAGUCCGAUAGAUUUGUACGCGUGCGGGGGUAUCAUGGCCGAGCUCUACAUGCUGCGGCCACUGUACGAGGGUGUGGAAUUCCUUCGCCUUCUCAUUUGUGCGGCCUCAGCAGAAGGAUCAUAUCAACAAGAACAGAAAUGUAGUUUCUGCAUGACAAGCACAAAGCGCGCAAAAGUGACGUUCCGCAGUGGCAGGUGCAAUAGCGUGUCAUGCAGGCCAGGCGUCGUACAAGGCAAAGAUCGGGAUUGCAAUGCUGUACGACAUCAAAUGAGGGGAAAGGGAGCUCUUGUGCACUCUCAUACGCUGCUGCCCGGCUCCUCCGAGUCCGAUCAACUCUACAAAAUUUGCAGGUAAAUUAUAUGAAGGAAUCUCAAGUCAAAGUCUUUGACAUUCAUCGAAUGUGAUCUUCUGCUGCAAGCAUCAAAAAUCGCUCCCUCUAAUUUUUUGCUGAAAAGCUGCAAGAAGGAGGACCACGUAGAAACUAUGCCACGGCUGACGACGAUCUUCUGAUUUAAGUACCAUUUUUUGUUGACUUGAGCGGGGUAAGUAGAAGUUUUCGCAGCACUCUGUACAAUAGACAUUCGCCGCCCAUUCUUCAAACAGCGUGAUGGGUACUCCCCGGCAGACGGACUGGCCGGAAGGCUGGCAGCUGAGCAGCAAGAUCGGGUUCCGGUUUCCGCAGUUUGUGCCCACGCCGCUCGAAACCCUAAUACCGAAUGCCUCGCCAGAUGCCAUCCAGCUGUUGCAGCAAAUGCUCUAUGAAUUACAAAAGUUGUAUCGUAGUAGUACAACAAUAACAAAUUGUUGUGUAUGCGAAAUUUUGUGUUGUUUGCUCAACGGACGAUCAGUGAAAUCUGUUAUGCUGAGUCAAUGUUUUAGUUUUUAAGAUAGAAGGACGCCAGCAGUCCCGGUUCUGUCACGCUGUACUACAGCAAUUGGUACCGCUGCGAUUCUACUUUUGCAGCGCAUACGCUCCAGUGGAACCCGGCUCGGCGCGUCACGUCCACGCAAACUCUCCAGCACCCGUACUUCACAGCCAACCCCCAGGAUUUGAAACCGCCCACGCAGCAGGUAUCAUGUGCAAAAAUGUCUGGGUCUGGAAGCAUGCAACUUGUGAUGCUACAUUUGGACUCCAAAAAAGUCUGCAUUGCAUGAGCAGCAAAGGGAGUGUCAUUUUUGCUACGCGGUAGUAGGGGUACUUGUCAUGCGGAAUAGGCAUCAAAAAGCCCUCAAAAAAUCUGUGAUGCUAGGGCAUGCAUCACAGACAUCAGGGCUCAUGCAAAACGUGCAUGACGAGGCUCAGAAUCUUCCAGACCCAGACACUUUUGCAUUUCAUAGCAGGCAAGUGGUCACAAUACGGCUGCCUCCAACACCAUGAAUCCCAUGCUCGGGAACGCCAACCAGUUUCAAAACCCGCAGCAGUUCUAUCCAAGAAGAAUGAAAAAUAAAUUGCUUCUCUGAGAGUGUGAAACACCGCGUGCGGACUCAUGAUGCAUUGAGUGUGCCUGUAAGACGCAGGUUUUUUUUUCUGUUACAAUGCAAGAAAGUGAAAGUCAUAGUCAAAGGAAAGUAGUAGCCGCAUGUAUGUAUUAAGACGCAAAGUUUUUGAAAAUAGCUGCGUUCUUGUUUCUCUAUGAAACAGCACCUUACGCAGUGGAUACUGAUUGAUAGUUUUUUGGUCAUGCCGUGUGACUACAAACUCAAAUGCGCGGCGCAGAUCCUGAUCCUACAAGUAAAAAAAUAAUAAUCACAGUGAAGAGACGUUUUAUUUUUCGUGUGAUAGGUUCGCACACAAUUUGAAUCACCCGCCAGCCCCGCCAGACGGGAAUAAUAUGGGAGGGUACGGAGCAGGGGGAAACGCAAAUAUGAACGUGCUCAACCGCCAUCAGCCGCCGAGCGUGCCAAGUAGUAACGUAUGCAUUGCAAAACCCAAAGGAUCGUACUCGGAGUAAUUAUCGUAGGCAUGAUGCAUUACAAAUUCCACAACAUAAGUCAGCACUUUGUAUGCUGAGGAAAAUUAUUGUCAUGCAAAUUAUACGAGCCCGAUGCUUUUGGUUUGCAAUGCAUAGAAGAACGCGAACAACGAAAAUGCCAAUCUGCCCGCGCUGUCGGGCACGCCAAGACUAGGAGGCGGCGGUCACCAGGGGAACUACAGCCCCUAUCGCAAGGAAAAAUCCCCCCUCCCCAUAUUGAAGAGGUAGGUUUUCGAAAAUGUGUGUUGCUGAUUUGAGGUCACAAAUCACGUUUGUGUUGCAAGAAGACAAGGGCAGCAGCUUCCGUCCCAUUAUGGAGGCGGUUUGUCAUGCUGUUGAGCCAACAUCACGGACGCUUCUCAUGCUAAGCGCCUAAGUCAAAGCAUCUCUGCUCAGGCUUGAUAUGGGUCUGCAGUCCUCUCUAGCAAGACAGACGUGGCUUGUGCACUCAAAUACAGCAACACAAAUCCCGCUUUCGAUAUGGGGAGGGGGGAUUUUUCCCCACAAUAGCCCCCCACUCGGCGGCGGCACCACGACUAUCCUGAGUAAAAACGUACUCACACCAGAGUUGUAGUGCAGAUUUGCAAAGACAGGCAGACUUGUAACGCGCAUCCCCAUGAGAGCCAUUUCCAAUCGUGCUUUGGGAUUUGUGAUGCUGUGAACAGGAUGAGCAGAUGGAUUUCUGAUGCAGCUGGCCUUGCGAACCUGCAUUACACUACGGACUGCAACUUGUCAUGCGUGACUCCCAAAACUCCUAGGUUUCUGCUGCAAAAUCCCCAUCCUGACUCUGGUGUGGGUACGUUUUUACUCAGGAUAACGACCGGGGGCGGUUCAAGCAGCAGUAUGAAUCCGCACCUGAAGCCGGCCUCCGCGAGGAGAAGGCCCCAGCAGCAGCAGCAGGGCACGACGAACAAGAAUGCAGCUGCCCCUUCUUCAAACGCGGCGAAGCCCUACUACACCUCCACCCCUUCUGACACGACGCCCGGGCAGGUGUUUGGCGGACCGCAUAGCGUCGGCGGGGGGCCCGGAGGAAUGAAGCCGCCCAACAGCAGCAGCUCCGGGUAUCACUGGUGGAGAAGAAAAGCGCUUCACUGUUCGUUCGUGGAAAUCAACCUGUAUUGAUAGAUUAUGCAUUGAGACCUGCAGCAAAGAUAAAGAUGUCUACAACCUGGUCUCGCGGCUAGUAAAGAAAAAGAUGCAAGAGAGACGAGGACGACCAUUGGUGAGUACAAGCACGCAACAUUUUAGGAGAUUUUCUUUCUCAGAAAGCAAUCUGUUUGCGGUUGCGAUCUUCGUGUUACAGGACUAGGACAGUGAAGAGCAAUCCCUUUUUUCGUCCGAUACGGGGGACUCGGACAAUAUCCUGGGUAAAAACAUCCCCACCCCAUAGUCAAGAUGGGGGAUUUUGCAACACAAACCUAGAAGUUUUGGGACUCAUGCAUCACAAGUUGCCGUCCGUAGUGUAGUGCAGGUUAGCAAGGGCAAACGCAUCACAAAUCCGUCUGCUGAUCCUGGUUACAGCAUUACAAAUACCACAACACGACUAGAAAUUCCUCUCAUGGUGAUGCGCAUCGCAAAUGUUCCUGUCGGUGCAAAUCUGCAUGACAACUCUGGGGUGCGGACGUUUUUACAAAGGAUAGACAACAAUCUGUUUUCCCCCUUGCUGAAUGCUUCUACCACCUCGAACGGCGGCCCCGGAGGAGGACCCGGAGGACCGCAAAAUCCGCACCCGAUCAUGUCGACGACCAAACGGAGCAAUCCGUUGUCCGCAAAGUCGCGCGGGUCCGGGCACGGGCGGUCCACGAACACGAGCCAGUUUGGGGUGUCGACCAAUUCCCAGGGCUUCAACGCGGCGGGGGGCCAGCAGGCAAACAACCCGGCGUCCUCGUUGCACAACACGCAGAACAGCUCGCUUUUCGACCAACUGCUGGACGACAUCCAGAACGACGCCAACAACGGGCCCUCAACCCGGAAGUCCACGGGCUCCGGGAAAGGCGGCCGGCGGUAUCUGAACGUGAGCCGGUACCACCCCGGCGUGCAGCUAGUAUCAACUGCAAAAAUGUCUGGGUCUGGGAGGGUGGAAUUUGUGAUGCGCCCUGUGGGUCACACAAAAAUCUGCGUUGCGUGAUCACCAAAAGUUGUCCUUUUUUGACCAACAUGACCGGGAAUUUCUCAUACUUACAGGAUAGGCAUGAUAGAGACCUUGCAGAAUCUGUCAUGCUGGGUCCUGCAUUCCAGACCUCGCGGGGCAUGGGAAAUAUGCAUGACAAGUCUGCAAUCUUCCAGACCCACACAUUUUUGCAUUUGAUAGCUAGUCCCCCUGCACAAGACGGUUGGUGGGCUGGACACCGCCGGCGUGCGGAAGCCCUAUUCUGAGGAAAAAUCCCCCCUCCCCAUAUCGAAAAGGUAUGUUUCCGGAAAUUUGCGUUGCUGAUUUGAGGUCACAAAUCGCGUCUGUCUUGCAAGAACACAGAUGCAGAGGCUUCCGCACCAUUAUGAAAGCGAUUUGGCAUGCUGUUGCGCCUAGGGGGCACCCGUUUGCAAUGCUAAGCAACUAGACCUAUACGCCCCUACCUAGGCCGAGGAUCUGGCUGCGAUGCCUUACUGCGAGACAAAUCCGAUUUGUGUACCCAAAUCCUGCAUCACAGAUUUCCAUUUCGAUAUGGGGAGGGGGGAUUUUUCCUUUUGAUAAGCCCAAGGCGGUGACGCCGGUACAGAACACCUACAACCCGCACAGCUCGUUGCAAGGCGGCAUCGGCGGCGGGGCCUUCGGGUCAAACACGAACGUGGACCACAGUAACGCGGCACUGUUGAACCGGGGAGGCGUUGGCGGCCCGUACGGAACAAACGCCAGUCAUGUUAACGCAGCCACCUCCACGACCGGAGGAGCAGGGGCGUACAAUAAUCCGGGUGGAGGAUAUGGGGCAGGUGGUGGAUCGUACAGCAGCAGCAUCGGCGGUAUGAACUCCGGGAGUGGCGGCCCGAACGCCCUGAAAACGUCGUUUUACAAUAAUGGCGGAAACCACACGGUAAUCGGAACGACGACGCCGCACUACUCCUCUUCGGCACUAUCAAAUGCAAGUAUGUCUGGAUCCGGAAAGUUGUGAUGCUAAUGUUCGAAUGUGAAUGACAAUGAUGCGCAGAUGACAAGUUUCUGGUCGACUAUGUCUAGCGUUAUCCGCAUGACAAAGUGCCUUGUUGCGUGACAAACAAGUGGCGCUGUCGCGCAACAAGCAUGAUAGACUUUUCUGUCUUGUCGCCCAAACAUGACAAACUUGAAAUCUUCCAGACCCAGACAUAUUCGCAGUGGAUAGGCAUCAGGAAUGAACAGCUAUCCCAUGAAUGCCCCAAACGGAAGCGGCGAUGCUUAUCGAACGAAAAAACAGUUUCGACACUACUUAAAAACUCACUGUCUUGCGUGUGUAGCGUUCUAUGUUUCAUUCCAUGCAUCACAAGUUCACAGACACAGCGAAACCGAGUUUUUUCUUGCGAUCAUGCUCCGAGCAGCUUCAACCCCUACGGAGGCGGAGCAGGCGGGAUGACCGGCAGUCACCUUGGCAACGAUACCGCUGGAAAAAAUACUGUUUCACUGUGACGGUCCGCAACAGCGCAAUGAUUCGUUCGACCACGACACGAUAAGUACCGAAAAUCUGUCAUGCGUGUCGGCCCCCACAACCACAAGUGCAGGAUCAUCGGAGGAGUGACAGAGCAAAUCUGUCUCGCAUGAUGUAGUGAGGUCCCGAACGUUGCUCUAUAUUGGCGGUUUUUUGACACCUCUUAGUUAUGCUUAUGCAACACGGCAAGAAGGCAAGCACGAUAGUCGUCACGGCACUUUUGCAAUGGAAAUUGUCCACGGUGAAGCGGGUUUUUUCCCGGUAUAGCCCAACCAGAUUCUCUUUCCGGGUUCGUCGGCGGAGGUGGAGCCAAUCUAUCCAGUCGUGCAGCACGUCUGGGUCUGGGAAGUUGUGAUGCUGCAAAUGUCUAUUGAGAGGAAGCGAAGCAGCUGGUCGCGAAGAUACAGUGCCAGCAGGGGAUGACAGGUUCCCGACGUGUGACUAAGUAGGACUUCUGCCGUCUUUCGAUAGAACAGAGCGCGUCCGUUUUGCAUGACACGCAAAUGGCUUGGUAAGUAUCGCAAUACGCACGACAGCUGCUUAACGCCUGAUGUCAGCCAGGCAUGCCAAAAAUAUCUCGCUAUCUUCCAGGAGACGCAGACGCAUUUGUCGAUGAUAAAAUCGAGGCGGGAACCAUAUGCCGGGUGGUGGCAACAUGAACAGAAACAACCCGCAACCGCAGCACAAAUUCAUGGCCUCGAACAACAUGCUAUGAGAGUGCACAAACCCCCCUCCAUUUGAUAGAUUUGAAGGGAAAAAACAGCAAGAGGAGCGAACACCAGCGCACAUGGAGCAUCGGCCUGAGAAGUCAGUUGUAGUACUGUUUGGAGGGCUUCCGGAAUGUGUCAGGCAAACAGUGCCAAAAGGCAACAACUAGAUUUGCCGUUUUGCCCAAACAAAUAAGUAAUCAGCGGGAGGGAAGGUUGGGCGCUCUCAUAUACGCCCGGGACCAUGAUGCCAGGAGGAGCGGCAGGGCAUAACGUAAUGGGACCAGGAGCUGCCUCGAACAUUGGCGGGCCCGCGUCCAAGAGGUCAGGGAUUGUGGGCGGAAAUGCAGGCAGCACCAACAUGCCCGGCAUGCUCGACAAGCGGGGACCAAGCAACUUCGGGGCGCACGCGCGGAGCAUGUUUGGGUAAAUGAGAAGUUUUUCAAAAAGAAAAUUUGCACAGACCCACUAAGAAUAAUAGGGGAUUUGAACAAACAGCACAAGACUUUCUCGAGAAAGACAACAAACAUCUCUCGCCAUAUUUCGUCACAUCCUGUAAUUUAUGUGGUUCAAUAUAUGAAUUAGAAUUAUAAAAUAGUGUUAUCUUUUUUUUUCAUGACGAGCUGUAUUCUCGCAAUUCUCAAUAAAACAAAGCAGAGCUAAAGUUACAAAGCAACAUUCAGCAACUAAGGCACGAACGGGACACUCAGUAAGAGUAGCGUUGAACCCGAAUCAAAAUCACUGAGCAAGAGCCGGAGCUAGGGUAGUUAUCAGAGUCUUUUUCGUCGCGCAAGUUGAAUCGCAGACUAUCUACUCAUCUGAAGACGAGUUGUUUUUGAAAGGAAAAUACUAAAACUGAAUGGAUGAUGCAGCGUCUGUGCCAGCGAGUGCGAGCUGCAGUGAAAGCAAAGUAUUUUCAGGAAACAGCACAAAGUAUUAGUUACUCAGUUUGUCCCUUGGUAUGAAGCUUCAGCUUCUUCAGAAAGUAUUUGAUUAUAGCACAGUUUGAGUUUCACAAUUUGAAUUUGUCUUGAACGAAAAUUUGAACAGGCUACUGCCAGUUAUGGGUCGGCAAGUACAUCCUUGAGUAUUGCUUUCAUCGCGUGGUUGGUCGUGCCUUCAAGUUUUCACAUGUUGGCUUCGCUUAACGAGUGUAUCCCAGACCCACACUUGCACUGGUGAAGAAGUUGUUUAGGGACAAGAUCGUCACAUGCUAUGUAUACUAUAGCUAUACUUUCAUGCUUAAAACUACUUAAAGAAAAGACUCUCUGUUUUCGUGACCGGAAGAUGAAGGUAGGUAGGUAGUUGCUUGCGUCGGGAUUUUGUAGGUAGUUGAUUGGAUCAACAGUUCUUUGCCGUGUAAAAUGAAGAACGGAGGUUCCUUCCCUAGAAGGCUUUUAUGAGUUAUAUAUUUAUUGAGAAGCACAAGAAUUAUGUAGAAAGCCAAAGCGUUUUUUUUAGUGCAUAUUAUCUCUCGCUUGCAAGACAGGAGCACAGGUCCUUACCACCUGGAGUGGGAAGAUCUUCGUGCGCAUAUAGAAUUAUUACCCUAUCGAUCACUUGAUGAACGACAAAACUCAGUUUGGUGAAGGAUCCCGCUGCGUAUGCAAUAUAAAUUUCCCGUGCCAUGCAUCGCAGAUUUUUCCAACUUAGAGCAAUCUUCCAUUUGUUUGAGAACGGAUACUACCCCUUUUUCAAAUCAAAACACAUUAGGACCCGGGGGGACAGGAAGAGCCCCCCGGUAGCGCUAGUCUCACAUGGGUGCACACAUAAGGACGUUGACGAAGAAACACACACACACACACACACACGUCGGUCAAAAAACAGAAACAAUAUGCGUCCAGCACAAACUGCCCUGACUCGCUCACCGGAUGGAUGCGCCGCCGAGGUCCGUCGCUGCAGUAGCUUAAAAAAUAUAUAGAAAGAAAAAUAUAGAAAUAGUAGCGGCAAAGCUAUGUGUAGCGCUUUCCUGGUAGAACAGCCGCGCCACGCCGCUGAGCGGGAGACGGCCUGUCCGGUGAGUGAGUGCCCCGUCAACUGCUCGCCGGGGCGCUGCGUGGAAGGGCAGCGCCGCCGCAUGUCGAGCCGGGGAACUAGUUUGCUUUCGAUUGCCUUUUAUUUUUUAAGUUCCCCGUCAUCUCAAAUCCCCCUUAACUUGCCGCCUUACUCUUCACGGACAUGGGGGAUGACAUCAGCGCGUAGAACGGUUCGAACCAGACUCGGGCUACAAGGCCACAGGUAAACUAUCCCAGUGUCUUCCGGCCGGCCUUGACGCAAACUGACUACUAAAAACCUCGCGGUAGCUGGGGGGCGUUCUAGUCUUCGGUCUAGAUCGUCGUCCUCUACCAGGCUUGUACUACCUGAAAGGAGAACUUCGGCUAGGGCAACAAGAUAACACCAAGCAGCAUCCGCACGCAGCAUCCGACCCGAGAGUAGUCAGCCGGGCCAUUUCUGAAGGCGCUGCGAGGUGGGCGGAGAGGCAUCACGCUAGCAGUUGGACGGGAGCAAGGCCAGCGUUCUUCUGUGUGAUGUUCGUCGUAUACUGUCCUGCCUAGUUCACCUAUGCAGGUUAUCUCUCUCUCUCUCUAUUUGAUUAUAGCACAAGGCAACUCCUCCCGCUCUAGUCGUUGUCAGCCAGAGUUUCGCGUGUUUGAGAAUUCUGAACGAGUGAAAAUUGGAAAUGAGAGACCUUAUGAAGAUGUAGAAAAUGAUGCAUUGAUAUUGAAACCUUAUGUGGAUGUAGAAAAUGAGAGUGGUGUAGGUGUUUUUGGACGUUUUUCUAAAUGCGUGUCGGAUUAGAAUGGGCCCCAAUCUUUUUCUGGAGAUGCGCCAGAAGGAAUAAAAACUUUUGACAGUCACAAACUUCUUGAUUCACGAAGAACCGUAGCGGAGUGA
Amoebophrya sp. A120 is the source of this 13461-nucleotide messenger RNA. The record is from the annotation of a GenBank genome assembly. Lineage: Eukaryota; Dinophyceae; Syndiniales; Amoebophryaceae.